Panicum virgatum (switchgrass) is the source of this 1875-nucleotide messenger RNA. RefSeq lists its product as uncharacterized. The transcript has a single exon. Lineage: Eukaryota; Viridiplantae; Streptophyta; Magnoliopsida; Poales; Poaceae. Gene Ontology annotation, molecular function: nucleic acid binding; zinc ion binding. The coding region runs from base 1 to 1875 and encodes 624 amino acids. The record is from RefSeq and is a predicted model, not a curated record.
AUGGCUCAGAAGACACUUCGUCAAUUCUCUGCCCCGUCCAAUAGCCAUAUUCCUACUGGACUGAACAAUUACGAAGGCACUGAUGGCUUUGAGAUAAAGACUGGGCUUGUCAACAUGGUUCAAGCAAGUCCCUUCAGUGGAAAGGCAUCAGAGGACGCCCACGCUCAUCUACAGAAUUUUCUGGAAGUGCGCAGCAUAAUCAACCCAAAAGGCACCACGAUGGAUAAUAUUCGUCUUCGAUUGUUCCCAUUCUCUUUGCUUGGGAAAGCAAAGACGUGGUUUUACACCUACAAGGAAGAAUUCAACACUUGGGAUGCGUGCUCCGAUGCUUUUCUAGUCAAGUACUUUCUGGUAGGCAAAACCAAUGCCCUUCGGAAUAGGAUUUCCAGUUUUGAACAACUCCAGGACAAGACAGUCCCGGAAGCCUGGGAACGUCUUCAGGAAUACAUUGCCGCAUGUCCACACCACGGCAUGGAAGAAUGGCUAAUCAUUCAGAAUUUCUUCCAUGGCCUGAACCAGCGAUCACAAGAUCACAUGGACGCAGCAGCGGGAGGAGCAUUCCUCUCCCUCGAUGUUGCAGGAGCUAGAACGCUCAUCGACAUGGUUGCUUCCAACCAAUGUUGGAAGGGUGAUAGGCAGCCGACCCUUGCAAAAGAAAUACAUGAAAUUGACAGUGUCAAUGUGGUGGCAGCCAAGAUAGAUCUUCUCAUGGAAAAGUUGGAAUUGCCACACCAGGAGGUUAACCAGACUAUGGAGCCUCAGAUGACAUGUGAGAAAUGUGGCAAUACUGGACACUCGGGCAAAUCUUGCCCAUUCACUCAAGAGGAUGAGAACUCUAUUGGGAACAACACUCUCAAUGACUCAGAUUGUUGUCCUCAGCAAGGUUGGAAUUCUAAGCCCGACCUCCCCUUCGCCCAACAGCAAGGUAUCAAUUUUAAUAACAGUUUGCAGCCCUCGCUUAAAGACUUCAUGUACGGCCAAAAACAAAUGAAUAACAACAUUAGUGAGAAAUUUCUUGCUAAUGAUAAAAUUAUUGAGUCUUUGGCUAUGCAACUAGAAGGGUUUAACUCUGUUAUUAAACAUCAGUUGAGUUUCAACGAACUGAUAGAAACUAAAGUAACUCAACUGGCCUCAUCCUGCCUUAACCAUGACACGGGGAAGCUAUCCGGGCAACCGGAAGUGACCCCAAAAGAAAGUCUGAGUGCGGUAGCUGUGUGGGCAAGGCAAUCCGCACAGAAACCACAUCUUCUGCAAGAUGCAGGUAUACCAUCCUGCCUUAACCCUGACAUGGGGAAGCUAUCCAGGCAACCGAAAGUGACCCCGAAAGAAAGUGUGAAUGUGGUUGUUGUGCGGGCAAGACAAUCCGCACAGAAACCACAUCUUCCGCAGGAUGCAACUACACGGUGGAAGACCGUAACCGCCGGGAAUAUCGAUGCUGAAGACGAAGUGCUAGAGGAGGCCGAAGAAUCCAACACCAUUGCUACCCAGGAAGACCCCGUGGAACCCCCUAGAAUUUCACGGGACUAUCACGAUACAACCGCCUUACUGUUUCUAGAGCGGAGAAGGAGGCCGGUGGCCGACGAGCAAUUCGGCAAGUUCAUUGAGGUAACUAAGAAGUUUUAUGGCAACAUACCAUUUCUUGAUACUAUGCAGGUUCCCACGUACGCCAAGUAUCUCAAGGAUAUACUUGGCAAUAAGAGGGUCCUGCCGACCACCGAGGUCGUGCAGCUUACAGAUGAGUGUAGCAUAGCUAUACUCAAUCCUCUCUUGGAGAAGAAGAAGAAACCAGGAUGCCCCACCAUCACAUGUUCCAUAGGAGCUCAUCACUUUAAACACGCUCUUUGCGAUCUGGGAGCAAGCAUCAGCAUCAUGUAA